AUUCGUUAUGUUUUUGUGUUAUCUAUUAGGUACAUACAUAACGGUAUUACAAACCGUUAAGCGGACCGUUAUCUAUGUGCGUAUUUUUGAACUCUUACAUAACGAUUAUUGAAACCGUUAAGACAAAGUGUUAUGUAUGCGAUUAUUUCAUUUAAUUUUUUAUUUUCAUAAUUAAUUUAUUAAUUAAAUAAUUUAAAAAUAUUGUAAAAUUGUACUAUCUCUCAAACUCGAUUCUCCUCCCCAAAUCUCUCUCUCUCUUCGCGAUCUCUCCCUCUUUGAGAGAUAGUCGCCGCCGUGCCGAGGCAAGUUCCGGCGAAUGGUAGCUGUUCGCCCUCUUCCGGCGACAUCGGUCGCCGCGACCUCGCCUCUCCAUUUUCCUCUAACAUAUAGCUAGGGCAAAGGUCGAGCCCUAGUUCUUCUCUGUUCGGUACAACCCAGUUGUCGCCAUCUCAGGGAGAUCGGCGAGCUGCGCGACCUAGAACCCGCCCAUCGUUGCUGGUGGUCCGAGGAUCGGCGAGCCGAUGGUGUUCUACGGCCGGUUCUCUUCUCAACUCCACACAAUCGAGGCAGGAAAGGGGGAAAGCCCUAAUUCUCCUCUCAUCCUCUAUCUGUCGUUUCGGCCGUGAGCUUUCGGUGAGGCCACCGCUGGUAAGCUUUCCCUUUCUAUGUCGUCUCUCAUUUUUCCCAAUUCCCACUGGAAAACAAAAGCCCUAAUUUUUUUUAAGAAAUCCCCAAAUUUUCAGAUUCGGUCAACCUCUCCUCCGAUUCCACAGUUCACCGUCGAUUUAGAAUAGGUGUAAGUGACUGGCUCCAACUAUAUGGAUGUCCCAAUGGCAAAGAAAUUGCUAAUUUCUUCAAAUUGAUUGAUGCCAAUGACAACUUACUUUGUUCAUUAAAGUUUGGUGGAUACCUGCAUCUGUUUUUGAAGUAUUUUAGAUCUGUUUGGAUUAUUUUUCAGAUUGGUGAUGGGUUGGUUGAGAUUUUCUGAAGCUGGGAGAAAAAUUGAUUGGGGAACAGGUUGGGUGGAGUCGGAGGAGAUGGGAGAAGGAUGCAGAUUGCUCAUGGAUUUGGGGCGUCCAUGGCUGAACCGUGGUUGGCUGCUCAUGAAGAUUUAUCUAGCUCCUAACCCAAAUAUGCCUCGCAAUAUCGACCCUUAUACUUCACGCCGCAGAGCAUGGCAAGCCCAUCGAGAAGCUCUUCUACAGCCUGCAGAAUUUACAGAGCCAAGAUAAUGGAAAUGCCGCUGUUUUGGAGAUGCUGACAGUCUUGCCUGAAAUCAUUGAAGAUCAAAAUGGUGAUUUCCGUGUAACCUCUGCUCGACGUAAAGACUUCUUGCACAAACUCCUACGGUGCUGGAGUUUCUAAUGCAGCAGAUUGGUGAGGGUGUUGGGAACAACGUCCAACAUCAUGACAGGAACAGAAAGAUAUUACGUUGUUUGCUGAGCUGGACUUUGGAUAUUCUCCUGCAAAUUCUUGUUGUCUUCCCAAAGGUAGAACCCCUGCGAAGUAAGGUUACCUCUUUCAUUCAUCGUAUGGUGGACACUCUAGGACCUUCAAUAUUUCCUUAUCUUCCGAAUGCACUGGGCCAGUUGCUAAUAGAAAGUGAGCAACAUCUUCAGCUAAAUGGGCUGAGUGCAUGUUUGAUCAUCAGGCUUGUAUGGUUUAGAUACACUUCUAUUGUAUGGAAACUAUACUUUCGACCAAGUAUAUGGUCAUAUGUUUUCCUCAGCCUCAUUAAGUACUUAUUGAGAGGGAUGAGAGGCGUGGCGCUUUGCUUGAUUCUGUUGUUUGAAUCGCUGCUUGGCUUCCUGGGCUUGCUGUGCUCGACGGUGGUGCCCACCGCGGGCGGAUUGAGCAGCAGGGACUGGAUUAGCUGGGCAUUCGUGUUUCAGGCCGUCGUAUACACGGGGUUUAUGAUGAUUCUGUUGCUCUACAGUGUGGCGGCUACUGCUGUGCUGUUUAUGUAUUGCAAGGCUUUGCAGGGGGAGCUUGCCUUUGAGAUUGCGGAGGAGUUCGCGCAGGAGUAUAUCCGGCUGCCUUUCGAUGAUGGGAAGCUUUCCCACGCUGUCUACGUCGUGUAGCUGAGGUUUGCAGCUUAAACCUUGUGAAAUUUUCCUGCUUAUGACCUUGCUAUAUCGUUGGUUUACAAUGCUUCUUCAUAUGCUGUUAGAGGUGUAUCUUGUGUAGUUGUGGGGUUGUACAGGAGAUGUAGACUUGUGAUAAUAAAAAAAAUGAUCUUUUUGAAUGAGACUGCCUUUUUUGAAGCUUCUUAGACUUGAGAUGGCAAUGGAUUCAUCUUUUUGGAAGAUAGGAAGACUAAGUGAGGUUUUGCUGUUGGAUUUGUGUGUGUGUUUGCAGGGUUUAUCACUCAACUACUGCAAUCUUAUUAUGGUAUGUUUGUGAUGUUAAUACUUGCAAGGCAAUAUUUGAUUAUGAGAGUUCUGAUAAAUGAAACUAGUAAGUAAACUUCAUUAGCAUCAUCAAGGUUUAAUGUUCAUCGCUCGUCGCUGGAUUUUUUGCCACCUUAUAUUUCAUGGCUAGCUUGAACCUUAUGUAGUUAAUUGCUCAGUGCAUGCUUCUAUUUCAAUUACCAGGUGAAACUCUUACGCAUGUUUAUAUUUCAAUGGAAGCAUCACUUUCAUCUCCAUCAUUGCAGCUAUCAUCUCAUAUUUAUUUGUUGGCUGCUUCUCUAUCAUCUGCUUUUCCUCUCAUCUCUUUCCUGGAAGAUCUUAUACUCUUGUGAAAAAAAAGGAAAGAAAUAAUUAAUGCAGGGAGUAGUGCUACUAUUAAGUGCAGCUGUGAGCCAUUUGUGAC
Salvia miltiorrhiza (redroot sage) is the source of this 2814-nucleotide messenger RNA. RefSeq lists its product as uncharacterized. The record is from RefSeq and is a predicted model, not a curated record. The coding region runs from base 1365 to 2081 and encodes 238 amino acids. NCBI's taxonomy places the organism in Eukaryota, Viridiplantae, Streptophyta, Magnoliopsida, Lamiales, Lamiaceae. The transcript is spliced from 6 exons.